Molecule: messenger RNA, 2584 nt
Organism: Phalacrocorax carbo (great cormorant)
Lineage: Eukaryota; Metazoa; Chordata; Aves; Suliformes; Phalacrocoracidae
Source: RefSeq, a predicted model, not a curated record
CACUCCGCGGGGAACGAGGCGGGGCCCCGCGUUCCCCAACGGCCGCCCCGGCUGAGGGGAGCGGGGCUGGCCUUUAUUACUGGCGGCGGCGGCUGGCCGCGGAGGGCGCGGAGGCCUGGGUGAAAGAAGAAUCAAUAAUGUCAGCGCUAAACUGGAAGCCCUUUAUCUAUGGAGGGUUAGCAUCAAUCACUGCAGAAUGUGGUACUUUCCCCAUUGAUCUGACCAAAACACGUCUGCAGGUUCAAGGUCAAGUUAAUGAUGCUAAAUAUAAAGAGAUCCGCUACCGUGGAAUGAUGCAUGCACUAGUCAGAAUAUGCAAAGAAGAAGGAUUGAAAGCCUUAUACUCUGGGAUUGCACCUGCAAUGCUACGCCAAGCUUCAUAUGGUACUAUAAAAAUAGGCACUUACCAGAGCUUGAAAAGAAUGUUUGUUGAGCAUCCAGAAGAUGAAACCCUGAUGAUAAAUGUUCUGUGUGGCAUUCUUUCGGGAGUAAUUUCAUCAUCUAUUGCUAACCCUACAGAUGUCUUAAAGAUCAGAAUGCAAGCCCAAGGUAGCGUGAUUCAAGGAGGAAUGAUGGGCAACUUCAUACAGAUCUACCAAAAGGAAGGCACUAAAGGAUUAUGGAAGGCAAUAUCACUGACAGCACAGAGAGCUGCUAUUGUUGUUGGAGUGGAACUACCAGUGUAUGAUCUUACCAAGAAGCACAUCAUUAUGUCUGGAUUUAUGGGAGAUACAGUAUAUACUCACUUCCUCUCAAGUUUUACUUGUGGGCUAGCUGGAGCCCUUGCAUCCAACCCAAUCGACGUUGUGAGAACACGCAUGAUGAACCAGAGAAGCCAACAACAUGGGGGACACUCAAACUACAAGGGUACUUUGGAUUGCUUGUUACAAACAUGGAAGAAUGAAGGCUUUUUUGCUUUGUACAAAGGGUUUUGGCCAAACUGGCUAAGACUUGGUCCUUGGAACAUCAUUUUCUUCCUGACAUAUGAACAGCUGAAGAAAUUAGACUUCUGACAUGCUGAACUGCAUACUGAAUUCUGUUAAUGUACUGUUUGAAUUUAGAACAACUUGUAAGUUGUCUUGAGUAUUUUGCUGUUUAUUGUCUGAGAUGCUGGCCAAAGGAAGAGGUUGCUACAAGACUGUUGCGAAUGAGAACAACCUGGAAGGGAUUUCAGGGCAAACCAGUGCCUGUAACAACGCUUGCUCACGUGAGUCAGUGGGAGGAUGAUGCGCGCUGUUUUCUAGACUGAAGCAAACAUGGCGGAAUACCUUCCGUCAACUGUUCAAGUCUUGAAUGUGAAGAUCUGUAAUGCAGCUUUAUGCUGUUGAGACUCAGAUGCAAAGUGCUCUAGAAGAGGCAAAGAACAAUCUUUCUGCAAAGGAAGAUAGGUGGUACCCAGGAGUUGGGCUUUUCCUCUUUUCAGCAGCGUAUACAUUUGACUGUAAUAGUUUAUAGUUUCUGAUUAACUGGAAGUGUCACGAGACAUCUCUGCAGGUUUUCAGUUCAGCAAAAUACCUGCUGCAAUACAAAAUCUGCUUCUGGUUUUAGAGCUUUCCUGUGUUUUAAGUCUUUUGAUAUCUGCAUAACUUGCUGGGAAUAAUCCAGCUUCAUUUGAAAGCGUGGUUGCUACGGUUGUCAGUUCUGCAAAGCUAGGAAAAAAACCAAACAACUCUCUUCAAAUGUAUCAUUCUCGAUUUUCAGCAUAAGUGAUUCUUCAACAUAUCCACAUGUAAAUUGUAAGUAGGAAUGAAGUUCAAACAAGUCCACACUCAUCUGCAUAUCUUGGAGAGAAACUUUCCCUGGUUCUUCCAUUGUUGGGAAGAGCUGCUUGUAAUGGUUACUGGCUGUUACGUAUCAUCUGAAAGUUGCAAGUUUUACGCUGAGCAGUUCCAACUCCAUCAUGUAGGUGCCUAUGUGAAAAGAACCAAACCCCUCCAAAGCUAAGUCUGCUGUAAAGACUGCUUUCCUCAUCUGAAAAGGCUCCCAGACCCAGAACUACUGAGCACUUUCAUAUAGAAAAUGGUCCCGAGUUGCUGCUAUGUGCAAGCAAACAGUUCAUGUAGAAAUCAACCACAACUUCUGUAAAGCAUUAUCUUUUGGCUUAAAGGUGUAUCAAAACUUCAGGGCCAUUAAGUAAACAGUUACAUCAAGGUUCUUACAUGGGUUGCUGUUGAAUUCCAAGAAGGGAAACGUGUAAGGUGCGAGUUGCACGGUGAUCCCUCUGUGUUGGCAGAGGGUAGCAAAGCAGGAUGCGUAGCUUUGGAUUUUUGUGGCAUUGUGCUAAUCUCUUAAGCAUUUUUGGUUAAUCAUACAUUCCGCUUAGAGAAAUUUCAUUGCGAUUUCAAAAUUACUAUAAUAACUUAAAAUGACUGUUUUUGAAUUCACAAAUGGAUUUUUAAAUGCACAAGGCACUUUUUUCCUAAGGUAUAAUGUUUUCUAUGUAUAUAGGUAUGCUUAUGUGCUGUGUUUUUUUUCCUUACAGCUUUCUAUGCUUUCAUAGAAAUAUUUGUAAAUAUUUUUGUACACUAUGUAAACAAAGUAUAUGGUUUACAUUUUUAAGCUUAUUAAAAGCUUUAAAAUUGCU